UCCUGCAGCUCGCGCACACUCGCAGCUCCAGGAGAGAGAGAGAGAGGGAGAGAGAAAGAGAGAGAGAGAGAGAGAGAGAGAGGGGACGGGAAACGGGGGGCGCGCGCAAGGAUCGACAGCAGCAGAAAAAGAAAAAAACCCAACCCCUGAGUACCGUGGUGUAUUCGGUGUGGUCCUGAGCCCCGUGGAAAAAGACCGCAUUGUCGCGGGCAGCCAAACGGGGAAAGAGGCAGCGGCAGCCGCAGCGGCAGCCACCGCUUCCCCCCCGAGAGGACGCGCAAACAUCGCGGUACCGCGAGGUCGAAGGCGAGGAGCUUAUCACAGCGAGAGGGAGAGAGAGGGAGCCGCGACGGGCUGGACUCAGGAGCGCCGAUCCCGGAUGGCUAGGCGCGGCUGCUCGCGCCCUCUCCCCCCCUGACCCCGGCACAGACGCGCACACGGACCGCGAGGUUGGCUGCUCCACAACACGGCACGCAGCGCAGCGCAGCGCAGCGCAGCGCAGGGCUUUCUACCUCGUCAACCCACCCGGGAGCCCGUUAACCUGCAACCGACCAACCGACCAACCUCCCUCCGCCUCCGCCUCCUCCACCUCCCCCGCCCAGACGUCUAUAUCCCGGCCUGUUUCCUGCGCACGGGACGGGACCGUCAACCAACCAGGCGGCGUCCAGACAGCGACCUGUGAAGGGGUGUGAGUCUGCGUUGUUACUGCGCCUUUCAGCCCACCAGGGACCCAUCAGCUGUGUGUGUGUGUGUGUGUUUGUGUGUGUGUGGAUAACACAGUGUUCUGAUAUGGCUGUACUGGACUGAGAGCCUAAGGAGCCAGCGGCAUUAUGGGAUGUAGCAGGACUGUGCAGUGACCCCGCUCAUUGGAAGGAAACACUCUUGUGUACAGGAGCAGGAACAGGCUGACCAGCCUCAACACACACACACACACACACACACACACACACACACACACACACACACACACACACACACACAUCCCGCCUGUAGCCAUGCCUGUGUUCAGUGGCCUGUUGAAGGUGCGAGUGUGCGAGGCGGUGGACCUGAAGCCCACCCCCUGGGCCCUGCGCCACGCCGUGGGGAAGAGCGGCUCCUUCCUGCUGGACCCCUACCUGGCCCUGAACCUGGACCAUACCCGGCUGGGCCAGACCGCCACCAGGACCAAGACCAACAGCCCCGCUUGGCACCAGGAGUUCUGCACCGAGGUGCGCGAGGGACGGAGCCUGGAGCUGUCCGUCUUCCACGACGCGCCCAUCGGAUACGACGACUUCGUGGCAAACUGCACCAUCCAGCUGGAGGACCUGCUGCAGAACGGAACCAGGCACUAUGAGGACUGGAUUGACUUGGAACCGGAGGGGAAGGUGUACGUGGUCAUUGAUCUGUCUGGAUCCUCCACAGAGGCCUCAGGCACCAAUGACAACGAGGAGCGCGUGUUUCGAGAGAGGAUCGGCCCUCGCCGACGACAGGGCGCCGUCCGAAGACGCGUCCAUCAAGUCAAUGGACACAAGUUCAUGGCCACCUACCUGCGACAACCGACCUACUGCUCACAUUGCAGAGAUUUCAUCUGGGGCGUGCUGGGGAAGCAGGGAUACCAGUGUCAGGUGUGUACGUGUGUCGUCCACAAGCGCUGUCAUGAGCUCAUCAUCACAAAGUGUGCCGGCAUGAAGAAGCAGGAGGACACGCCAGACGAGGUGGGUUCACAGCGGUUCAGUGUUAACAUGCCCCACAAGUUCAGCAUCCACAACUACAAGGUCCCCACAUUCUGUGACCACUGCGGCUCGCUGCUCUGGGGCCUCAUGAGGCAGGGCCUGCAGUGCAAAGUGUGUAAGAUGAACGUGCACCGGCGGUGUGAGUCCAAUGUAGCUCCGAACUGCGGCGUGGACGCCCGCGGAAUCGCUAAGGUCCUGUCUGACCUGGGAGUCACGCCUGACAAGAUCUCCAACACCGCGCAGCGCAGGAGGAAGUUGACUCCAGGGCAGGACCCUCCCCAGUCUCCUCCUGAGCUCUCUCAGACCGAGAACAGCUUCAGCCAGCCAGCUGUCCCCACCUCCCCCUCACAGCAGGACUUGGCAGAGUUAGAACGCCUGCAGGACGCGCUGUCGCUCGACCAGCAGGGACCCCAACACUCCUCCUCCUCCUCCUCUUCCUCCUCCUCCACCACCUCCUCGUCCUCGUCCUCGUCCUCGGCAGGCAGGGAGAACGGACAGAGCCAGCGGAGGACCCUCAAGGACUUCAACUUCAUCAAGGUCCUCGGCAAAGGCAGCUUCGGCAAGGUGAUGUUGGCGGAGCUGAAGGGGACGGAGGAGGUUUACGCCGUCAAAGUGUUGAAGAAGGACGUGAUCCUGCAGGACGAUGACGUGGACUGCACCAUGACCGAGAAGCGCAUCCUGGCCCUCGCCCGUCGACACCCCUACCUCACCCAGCUCUACUGCUGCUUCCAGACACGGGACCGUUUGUUCUUUGUGAUGGAAUAUGUGAACGGAGGAGACCUGAUGUUCCAGAUUCAGCGAUCCAGGAAGUUCGAUGAGCCUCGCUCCCGUUUCUACGCCGCUGAAGUCACCUCAGCGCUCAUGUUCCUGCAUCGCAACGGUGUCAUCUACAGGGAUCUGAAGCUGGACAACAUCCUGCUGGAUGCUGAGGGACACUGUAAGCUGGCAGACUUCGGCAUGUGCAAGGAGGGCAUCAUGAACGGAGUGACCACCACCACCUUCUGCGGCACGCCCGACUACAUCGCGCCGGAGAUCCUGCAGGAGCUGGAGUACGGAGCCUCCGUGGACUGGUGGGCCCUGGGGGUGCUGAUGUAUGAGAUGAUGGCCGGACAGCCGCCGUUCGAAGCUGACAACGAAGACGACCUGUUCGAGUCCAUUCUCCAUGACGACGUCCUGUACCCCGUGUGGCUCAGCAAAGAGGCCGUUUCCAUCCUGCGAGCGUUCAUGACCAAGAAUCCGACCAAGCGUCUGGGCUGCGUGGUGAGCCAGGGCUGCGAGGAGGCCAUCAAGACCCAUCCCUUCUUCAGAGAGAUCGACUGGCUCCUGCUGGAGCAGAGAAAAGUCAAACCACCCUUUAAACCCCGAAUUAAAACCAAGCGAGAUGUGAAUAACUUUGACCAGGACUUCACUAAGGAGGACCCCGUGUUGACGCCCACAGAGGAGGCCAUCAUCCGACAGAUUAACCAGGAUGAGUUCAAGGACUUCUCCUACUGCGCCCCCGAGGAGACACACACCUAACACACACACACGCACACGCGCACACGCAAUGCAUAAAUGCAUACACACACACACCCAACAACAUUAAACCUGGCACGCACACAUGCAGACACUCACAUAAAUCCCUUUACAAGACACAAACACACACGCACGCACAAACGCGAUCACUCCUUUACUUAUUAGCUAUUGGUUGUUGUUACUCCUGGAACAUUCUUUACUUGCAUCGUGUCGUCCUCGUCGCCUGGGUUUGUGAUGAGACAUGAAUAUGAAUACACGCACCUCGCGCACAUUCCCGUGUGCACACUUUUAGCGAAGAAUCACACGCACUACAAUCGUUUUUUGUUUUUUUUAGCAAGCUCUCCGCAUACACUGCCGUCUCAAUGCAUAUGCUCAGACAACCAGACACAUGCACACACAUACACACACACACACACACACACAGAAAUAUACACACAAUUACACUGCGUCUCUCCCCAGCACCUGUACACAUGUGGACUGUGGGUGCUGGGUGCGGAGGCCUGUAUAUAGCCUGUGUUGAGUGGCUGUAUUGUGUUGGUAUUGUCUGCUAGUACAGGAGAGUGGUGGCGCAUGGACAAGCACCCUACCUGUGUUAUUACUGUCCUUAAUGUGGACCAGUUAGGGCCAAAAUACCCUUUGUGCAAUACCCUGACUAUCUAUAUAUAUAUAUAUAUAUAUAUAUAUUUUAUGGUUUUGUUUGUUCAUGUGUAAUUUUUGUCUCUUUUUUUUUGUUGUUUUCCUCAAAAUGUUUUUGUGUGUGUGUGUGUGUGUGUGUGUGUGUGUGCGUGUGUUGGUUGGAUUGCCGUAUGAUUGGAGUUUUGCAUCUCCCCUGUCCUCUGUCCUUUUUCUUGUGUGUACAAAGUGAAUGUCGAGCUUCUACGAGUUACAGGCUAUUGAACUAAUUAUAUGUGGAGCAGAGUGUUACGGGUGGCCUGUGUAGCGGUGAAGAAACCGGGUUUUUCAGCUGUUUUCAUCCAUCUGCUAUAGCGUCAGAGUCCACAUCCCUCCUGCCGGCGAGAAUGUGCUGGCCCGUGGGCGUAUAUAUUAUUUUUUUCCCCUGUGAAUGUACAUUUUUGUGUGUGAAUGCAUGAUAAUUUUUUUUUCCUGUCGGUGUUUGACUUUUUGUCCUCAGCAUUUCUGUUUCUAUAGUUACCAUCAGUGUUUUCAGCCCCCCCCCCCAAAAAGCACCAAUUCCCCUUUCCCAUCCUCUAGCAGCUGUGUCACGCAGCCAAAACCACUUGCUUUUUCUGACUUUUGCUUUUUUCAAGAAUGGCUUUUCUUUCUUAUGCCUCUCUCUCUUUUAUAUUAUUAUUAUUAUUAUUAUUAUUAUUAUUAUUAUUGUAAAGUGUAUCUGGAGGAAACCUUUGUGUAUAAUACUAUAACUCUACUAUUAUAGGUCUGUUACAGCCGGGUGAAAAGAAAUGUGGAGAACCAGCAGCUGAAUUACCUCUCAUUUCAAACGCAUACACAAAAUACACAAAUCAAACCACCAGAUACAGACUCUCUCCUUUGCCUCCUCCCUCCUCUUCUCCUCACUCUCUUUCUGACACACACACACACACACACACACACACACACACACACACACACACACACACAGAGAAGGACUGUUGUCGCGUGCACUGUACAGUGAUCUGAAGGGCGAGCUGGUUGCUCCGUGUGCAGUAGAGUCGGUGUGUAGUGAAGCUUCGUGCACCCAGGGGUAGGGCUGUUCCUGGUCACACUUCUAUCUUACUCUGUGCCAAAAUGUAGUGCAACAGCCGGGCUAGUCCUGUCUGGUCUGAUUCCAAUAAAACACUGAGCUGUCUACAUCA
Messenger RNA from Scophthalmus maximus (turbot), 5041 nucleotides. It is a transcript of the gene prkcea, whose product is annotated as protein kinase C, epsilon a. The transcript is spliced from 15 exons. NCBI's taxonomy places the organism in Eukaryota, Metazoa, Chordata, Actinopteri, Pleuronectiformes, Scophthalmidae. Gene Ontology annotation, molecular function: diacylglycerol-dependent serine/threonine kinase activity; ATP binding. Gene Ontology annotation, biological process: protein phosphorylation. Bases 996 to 3230 code for a protein of 744 amino acids. The record is from RefSeq and is a predicted model, not a curated record.